ACCCAUCAAGACUUAUUCAAUGAAUAAGUAUGUUGUUAAUGGUUUUAAAUUCACUACUGAAGAAUACUCCAAAUAUAAAAAAACUAACAAUAGUGGAGUUUGGGUAAAAGGUGGUGAUGGAAAUCUAGAUGGAGUUGAUUAUUAUGGGGUACUCAAGGAGGUUUUGGAAAUGGAGUAUUCCGGUUGGCCUACAAAAAAAAUUAUAUUAUUUAGAUGCAAGUGGUUUGAUCCAACCCCAAAAGAGGUACGAGAGAAAUCAAACAAUAUAAUAUCAUUGAAGUAAAGCACACAAGGGAAUAUGAAGCUUAUGAUCCUUUUAUUAUUGCACAAAAUGUUAAGCAAGUGUACUAUGUUCCUUAUCCCUUGCGUCCAGAUAAAGCUGAUUGGUGGGUGGUUAUUAAAACCAAACCCAUGGGCCGUGUGGAAGUUGAAAACGUGUUGGAUGUUGCAUACCAAAAUGAUGAUUCAUUAAUUUUCACCACACCGUCGAUAUUGAAUUAGAAAAUGAUUUAGAGCAUCCUGAACACAUAUUAGAAGAGGUUGAUAUGGAAGAAAUAACAAAUGAAGGGGCAAAUGCAACAAUUCAUGAGGAUGAGUUUGAGUAUGAUGAUGAGGAUGAAGAUGAAUAUGAGGACGAGGACGAGGAUGAGGAUGAGGAUGAGAAUGAGGAUGAGGAUGAGGAUGAGGACGAGGAGGAUUAGUAAUUACCAAUGUAUCUCUAUAUUAAUUACCUUGUGUGCCUUUUGUUUUAAUUUCAAUAACUUCAACUUCAUAUGUACUCGUGUGCCUUUUGUUGGAUGUUGUUUUCGAUAUUAUUUUGUACUUGUGGUUGUGGCUUUAUUUUAUUUUAAAAAGUGAUGAACUGCUAGAUAAGCUACUGGAUGAUGUUUGUCUCUCAUAUCUUUAAUAUUUAACAACCUUUGACUUUAAUGUUUUUGUUACUAAUUAGAUGACAGGUAAAUGUAAGAAUAAAGAUAUUGAUAAUGGCCCCAAAAAGAAAAAAAAGAAAGAAGGUAUGGUUAGUAUACAACAAACAGGUAUACAUAGAAGAUCAGACAACACAACAUCUCUCCCACCAAAAGACACUCAGCCACAUAGCUAUUCUAGGCGGACCGUGCCUCCACGUAUUAUUCCUCCUUCGACCUAUAUGCAUCCACCACUGGAAUAUACUCAGCCGCCCCCUCAGGUACCUUUGAUGAUGACCACAUCAGGGAAUGCUACCCCACAGGGAUACAGUGUUUUGCCUCAAGAGGAUAAUCGACCAACGUCUAGUGUCUCUCGCACUAAUACUCACAACCCUGCAGACUCACAACCAUCAUCAUCAUCUGCUUCACAACUUAUGAUGUCGAGUCUUCGCAUUCAAGUUUCAAUCCAGAUGAUGCUGUGGGGAUCAUUUCUCAGACAAUCAAAGAACUCUAUAGAGAUGCUUAUCCUACAUGGGGCAAGUUCCCUAGCAAUCUCAAGAGACAAAUAUUUUUGGAGUUCAGGAAAAAAUGUGCUUGGCGUCCGGAACAUGAGGCCAAAAUUUGUGCAAACUUUCACAAGAAAGCUAUGCAUACUCUUGCUAGUUUGUUUAAUAAAGCUCGUAGAGAUAAUAGCAAACCUAGCUGGGUUCUAUCGGAGGAUUGGGCAAAAUUACUCGUGCAUUGGAAAUAUGAUCCAAGAUUUAAGCAGAUGAGUGAGAUCGGUAAAAAGGCAAGAUCAUCUACUAAGGGUGGUUCUCUACACACAAGUGGGGCUCAAAGUCAAGGAAGUGUGAGGAGGAAAUUGGAAAAGGAACUAGGAAGACCGAUAACUCAAGCUGAGGCAUUUAAGGCAACACACAUUAGAAAGAAGAAAAAUCCUGAAGAUCCAGACGUGUGGGUUGAACCGCGAGCUGAAGUGACCUAUAAUCGAUAUCUUCAAGCUUUGGAGGAUUUACAACAAACUCUGCCUGAAGAAAAUCGAGGCCUAAAUAGUUCAAAUCAUGAUGAAUCAAUGAAGAAAAAUUUGGCUAUGGAGAAAAAGAUUGUUGAGCUAUCUAGCCAAGCCGAAGAAUCACGGGCUAGGGAAAGGCGGUUGGAAUUACAGUUUGCGGGUCUUAAGGCUCAAUUCGAUGCAUUACUUGCCUCAGGAGGGAUUCCCCCUUGUUCUGGUGAUGUCACUUUCCCUCCUCGACCUCCUCAAUCUCAACCUACUCAAUAUCCAAUGUAUGGUCAACAAAGAAAUAUGACCCAUGAGAGUAGUGAUGAAGAAAGUGAUGAUUAUGUGGCAAACACACUACCACAUUAG
This is a messenger RNA of Solanum lycopersicum (tomato), 2271 nucleotides long. The record is from RefSeq and is a predicted model, not a curated record. NCBI's taxonomy places the organism in Eukaryota, Viridiplantae, Streptophyta, Magnoliopsida, Solanales, Solanaceae.